AUGAGCAAAAAUUAUUUUAGGAUAUAUUUAUAUAAUUUGAUAAUAGUAAUUAUAUCAUUACAGUUUAAGUCAUAUUAUAAAAAAGGAGCAUAUAAUAAUGGGAAUAAUAAUAACAUACAUUUAGAUAAACAUAAAAGAUUGUUAUCACAACACAUUACAGAUGAACCAUUACAACAUACAUUAUCUACGAUAAAUGUAGAAAAUUGUAAAGGAUUAAAUAAUAAAUAUGGAGUGGUUUGUACAUUAAACGAUAAAGGAGUGAACAAUAAAAUGUUGGAUAAAAAAACAGAUGAAAAAAACAUAAUAGGUUAUAAUGUCUUAAACUAUACAUUAAAUAAGGAAUAUGAUAAAUAUCAUAAAAAAAAUAUCUCUUUAAAAAGAAAUAAAAAAAAUAAACCAAUAAAGGACUUAUUAUACAAAAUGAUGUUCAAAGGAAAAAACUUUUGGAAUUUUGUAAAAAACGUUAUAACAGUAUUGGGAUUCACAUCCUUAAUUAGUAAUAUACUUUGGAUAACUUUAUACCUUUCAAGUAUAACUUCUGUUGCGACAGUUUUUGGUUGUGUUUCAUUAGGAACUGUAUUAUUAAUAAUAAUUUUAUGUGUUCUCUUCUGGUUACUUGUUACAUGGUUGUGGCCUUACAAAGAUGAAUAUAAUAGAAAGCAUAAGAAAUAA
Molecule: messenger RNA, 672 nt
Organism: Plasmodium reichenowi
Lineage: Eukaryota; Apicomplexa; Aconoidasida; Haemosporida; Plasmodiidae
Product: putative exported protein
Exons: 2
Coding region: 1-672 (223 amino acids)
Source: RefSeq, a predicted model, not a curated record